AUGAAGUUGGGUUUCUCGAUCCUCGUUACCACCCUUGGUGCUGCAACCUCUGUUAUGGGGCAAAGCAGUCGCAUUGGCGCGCCAGUAGCAGGCGCCCAUAUCAAGCUUGGAGGCACAUUCACAGUGCAAGUUAUCCGCAAUAAUGGACUGCUCAGUUCAACCGAAGUCGGCAUGGUCAUUUGUCUGUUAUCGUGUCCUACCUCCUCCAGCGUAACGUGCCCUUCACCACAGGGCCAGCUGGGCGACUGCAUUUAUACCGGGCUGUUCAACCCGACGAUUCCGCUCGAGACGGGUGGAGGGCGUUAUGAAAACUUCACGUUGACGGCGCCAUCAACUGAAAACUUCUUUGUCUCGGGACGGGCGCAGCUCGCUGUUGCGCGGCUUCAUCUCAUCGGGGCUGGACCGGCGCCCGUGUUGGAGCUGAAUAACAUUACAGUCGUUAUGGUCAACUGA
Mycena indigotica is the source of this 453-nucleotide messenger RNA. RefSeq lists its product as uncharacterized. Lineage: Eukaryota; Fungi; Basidiomycota; Agaricomycetes; Agaricales; Mycenaceae. The coding region runs from base 1 to 453 and encodes 150 amino acids. The transcript has 3 exons. The record is from RefSeq and is a predicted model, not a curated record.